This is a messenger RNA of Geosmithia morbida, 726 nucleotides long. RefSeq names its product 2-haloacid dehalogenase. Lineage: Eukaryota; Fungi; Ascomycota; Sordariomycetes; Hypocreales; Bionectriaceae. Bases 1 to 726 code for a protein of 241 amino acids. The transcript is spliced from 2 exons. The record is from RefSeq and is a predicted model, not a curated record.
AUGGCUCCUCAAAAACAUGUCGUAUUCGACGUCGUCGGCACCUGCGUCUCAUACGACGCCAUAGUCCUCGCUCUCGAGGACCGUCUCGGCGAGCGGCUGCGUGCCGAGUGCAUCAAGCCCAAGCUCCUGAGCUACGCGUGGAUCGAGGCGGCCGAGCGCGAGUACACAUAUCUCAGCAUAUCAGGGCGCUACGUUCCUUUCCAUGACGUCUUCGAGUCGCUAUUCUACCGUAUGCUCUGGAUGGCCGGCAUCGAGGAGCCUCGCAGGUUCGCCACCGACGACGAUCUCGGCUACGUUCUCGAGCAGUUCAAGAAUCUGCAGGCCCGCCCUGGCGUGGCCGAAUGCUUCGAGCUCCUGCACGAGGCCGGAUUCACCUGCUGGGCUUUCACGGCCGGCGACGCCGUCCGUGUCCACGGCUACUUCACCCGCAAUGGGAUCGAGAUGCCCGUCGAGAACCUGAUGUCUUGCGACAGUCUCGGCAUCGGAAAGCCUUCGCCUGAGUCGUAUCGUCCACUGUUGGACCGGUUCGGCAAGGAGGAGGCGUGGUUUGCCGCCGCUCACAUGUGGGAUGUGUCCGCCGCCAGGUCAACAGGUUUCAAAGGCGCAUAUUGCACUAUCUGGGAGAAGGAGCCCUGCACUGACUUGUUUGGUGAGAUGGAUGUCAUGGCUGAUGACUUUGUGAGCAUGGCCAAGGGUAUCAUCGCGGCAUCCGCAACAGCGGAUUGA